Messenger RNA from Cyprinodon tularosa, 3841 nucleotides. RefSeq names its product peptidylglycine alpha-amidating monooxygenase (gene pam). The coding region runs from base 1 to 2640 and encodes 879 amino acids. Lineage: Eukaryota; Metazoa; Chordata; Actinopteri; Cyprinodontiformes; Cyprinodontidae. Gene Ontology annotation, biological process: peptide metabolic process. The record is from RefSeq and is a predicted model, not a curated record. Gene Ontology annotation, molecular function: protein binding; peptidylglycine monooxygenase activity; copper ion binding. Gene Ontology annotation, cellular component: extracellular region; membrane. The transcript has 24 exons.
AUGGGACUCUUUGUGGUCUGUUUGGUGGUAGCGUUCUUCCAUCACAGUCACAGUGAAAUGCAUCCCUCCCUGUACGGGUCAAAAAGGGUUUGGGAGAACGUCUUAAAUCCUACUGACUGUGUGUCCAGAGUCAAACCGCUGCAGCUCUUAAACUCUGAAAAUUUCACUGUUGAUCUACGAAUGCCUGGUGUUUUACCCACUCAGUCGGACACUUACCUUUGCAUGGCGUUUCCUGUGCCAACACAUCGAGAUUCAUAUAUUGUGGACUUCCUACCUCAUGCCAGCAUGGACACAGUUCACCACAUGCUACUCUUUGGCUGUCAGACCCCUAUCUCCACUACAGGUUACUGGGACUGUGGCAGCGUACAAGGUACUUGUGAAGAUGACUCUUCCAUUAUGUAUGCCUGGGCUCGAAAUGCUCCGCCAACAAAAUUACCUAAAAAUGUUGGGUUUAAAGUCGGAAGAAAUUCAGGAACAUCUUACUUUGUGCUGCAAAUACAUUACGGAGAUGUCAGUGCCUUCAGAGACCAUCACAGAGAUUGCUCCGGACUCACCUUAAGAAUGACAUUAAAACCGCAGCCAUUCAUUGCUGGCAUAUACCUGCUAAUGUCUGUGGACACGAUUAUACCUCCAGGGAAAAAAGUUACAAAUGCUGAUGUUGCUUGUGAAUAUGACUCCUACCCAAUCUACCCGUUUGCCUUCAGGACUCACACACAUAGCCUAGGUAAAGUAGUCAGUGGUUAUAGAGUUCGUGAUGGAAAAUGGAGCCUGAUUGGAAGACAGUCCCCUCAGUUACCACAGGCUUUCUAUCCUGCUAAUAAAGAGGUGACUGUGCGAUAUGGUGACACCAUAGCUGCUAGAUGUGUUUUUACUGGCGAGGGCCGAACCUCCAAAACAUAUAUUGGUGGUACUUCCAGCGAUGAAAUGUGCAACUUCUACAUGAUGUAUUACAUGGACAGCAAACAUGCGAAUCCCUUCAUGAACUGUAUGGAGACAGGCUCCAAAGAACUUUUUGAACAUAUUCCAGCAGAGGCAAAUGUUCCCAUUGCUGUCAGUCCAGGUCACAUGCACGCCAUGAUGGGAAUGGGAAACAAUGCAGAUGACAAGCAGCUUUUAACAAACAGAGAGAUUACAGAUCUGGAUCAGGAUUAUCAUUUGGAGCACGUGUCGGAUUGGCCACAGAGUCCUCUUCAGCUCGGACAGGUGUCAGGACUCGCCCUCGACUCUGAUUCCAAUCUAGUCAUUUUUCACAGAGGUGACCACCACUGGGGUGCAGAUUCUUUCAACAGCCAGGCUCGAUACCAGCAGAGGUUCUUGGGGCCCAUCCAGCAGUCGGCCAUUUUGGUUGUGGACCCCGCCAAUGGCAGAAUUCUAAAAGCCUCUGGCCGAAACAUGUUCUACUUGCCUCAUGGAAUAACAACAGACAAGGACAAUAACUACUGGGUGACAGAUGUGGCUCUGCAUCAGGUGUUAAAAGUGAGCAGUGAUGGCAGAGACAGAACCCUGCUGGUCCUGGGUGAGGCGUUCAUGCCUGGCAGUGACACCCACCACUUCUGCAAACCAACUGAUGUUGCAGUCGACCCUGAAACUGGGAACAUCUUUGUGUCCGAUGGCUACUGCAAUGCCAGGAUACUGAAGUUCACUGCUGAUGGCACAUACUUGUCUCAGUGGGGUGCAGGUUCAUCAGACAGAAGGAGGCGUACACCAUUUCAGAUCCCUCACAGCCUAGUGUUCCUUCCUGACAGAAAGGAAGUUUGUGUAGCUGACAGGGAAAAUGGACGUAUCCAGUGCUUCAUAGCAGAAACUGGGGAGUUUGUCAAAGAAAUAAAAAAUGAAGAGUUUGGAGGAGAAGUUUUCGCCAUCGCCUAUAGUCCUGCUGAAGAUGGCCUGAUCUUUGCAGUGAAUGGGGACUCAUCCAACCAUUUUACUCCUCUUAGAGGUUUUGUUCUGGGUUAUUCAACUAAGCAAAUUUUGGAUUCCUUCAGCCCCACCCAAAAGGAGUUUAAAAUGCCUCAUGACAUUGUUGUAACUAAGGAUGGAACUAUUUUUGUUGGGGAUGCAGGAAACAAAUCAGUCUUUAAGUUUUCUGCUGAAAAGUUGCACCGCUCUGUCAAGAAAGCUGGAAUUGAAGUCCAGGAACUUGAAGAAGUCGAGGCAUUUGUUCAAGCCAAGCUGAGACCACAUCUCAACAUUUCAAAGGUAGCCACCAUCAAGGAGAAGCAAACUGUGGCCGAAAAAACCCAUCCACUGGUGGAAGUGGAACCGAGGAAAAGCACUCCUAAAGCCGACAGAAAACAGAGCGUCCUCCCAGCCGUCGUCGUUUCUCUGCUUCUCAUCCUUCUGCUGGUCAUCGUCUUCCUUGGAUUCUUCAUGUGCUGGAGUAAAAACAAGAGAAAUGACAUUAAACUAGAGCCGCACUCUAUGGGUGGAGUCCUGGGGAAAAUUCGAGGUAAAGCUGUGGGGACUUUGAACCUGGGGAAAUUCUUUGCUUCCCACAAAGGCUACAGUCGUCAGGGUUUCGACCAGCUGAGCACUGAAGGCAGUGACCAGGAGAGAAACGUGGAGGACAGCAGCGAUUCUGACACAGAGGAGUAUUCUGCUCCUCCCCCUCGUCCACCUCCUCCUCAGUCCUCCUCUUAGGCGGCCCAGGCCCAGCUGCCUCUCAUUUAUCACACCUGCUUAUUCAAUGUUUUUGUAAAUGUUGUCAGCUGCCAAUAAUGCUAUUUAUUUUAUAUUUUUAAAUGUUUUCUUGUAUAUAAAAUUUAUUUUAUUGUCAUCUUGAUAAAGUGUUGGAGACAAAAUAAUUAUAUUUAUAUUUUUCUUCUAUAAAAAUUGCCUUUAUGGAAAAUAUUAGCUCAGUCCCUAAAACAAAUGUCCACUAAUUUCAUGUUUAGCCAUAAAAGUCAAAGAAAAUCUGCAUUAUUAUUAUGUGAAUGAUUUUCAUAAAGUUUUUAAUAUUUUUUUUUUUUUAUCUUUUUUUGUUUCUUUUAAAUCAUUUUAAUACAAUUUUCAGCUAUAUCUGACUGAAGUGCAUAGACCAAUGCUAAUGCUAGGUGGGGCUGCUGUCAGGUCUUUUUUUCACCCCGUGGCUGCUGCACAUGAUUCACUCUGCUGGAAAAUGGUCGAUAAAUUUCAUCCUAAAUUUCAAUAUUUUUAUGAUGGGGACAGAAAUCAAGCAGGAUUUUAGAGCAGAAGCCUGUAACGUGUAGCUGAAGUUGAAAUGGUAACAUCUAAUGUCCUUUCUGCAUUAAUGUUGUACUUGCGUAUCAUUUGAUUUGUACUUCUGUGCCUUCCUCCAUUUGCAUUGUUGUUCUCUUAAAGGAAAAUAUUCUGUAUCUUCAUGCUUCUGUAGUGUUUUGGUUGCUGAAACUCGUUGCAGCAGUUGGUUAGAUUGAUAAAUUGGUUCUUUACAUUUAAUGAGUUUACAAAAAACAGCACACUUGUUCUGAUACUGUAUUUAGGACAGCAUGAAGAGACUAAGAAUUUAUUUUCCUUUUAACUGCUAUUUAGACACUUUGUUUAGCAAAUGAAAGUGAAUAAUUCAGUAUAGAUGCAUCGAAAAACAAAACAAAAAAAGUAUAAAUUUAUAUGCUCAGGCCACUCAGUUGCUUUCUGUAUCACCAGGUUAUGUGUUGUUUGUUUUUAGUUGUUAUUUUUAAACUGUUUUUUUCUGCCACUGCUCAUAGUUUGCUAUGACUUUUUAAAGGCUUUCCUUACCGCAUGCCAUAGAUAUUAAGCUACGCUGUCACAUAUGGCCUACCAUAUAGCCUACAGUUGUUUAAGUACAAGAGUGCUAUUUUCAGUAACUGUUGUAUUUGUGUAAUAAAGUGUCUGCAAAGCA